UAACCUGCUACGAAAAGUCAAAUCCGACAAAAACUGUAUCCCAUCUAGUCAAAACCAACAAAAAGCGGAAACAAAAGAAAUCAUACAUUUCUAGAAACACAUUUUGGUGAGCUGAGCAGAGAUACAGGCAUACAACUGACAGCUUUCAGUGUUAACGCCAUACACCUAACGCAGGAGGGCUGACAUGGCUUUGAAAAGAAUACAGAAGGUGAGUGUGUCCAUUAAUUUUAUAAUGUCGUCAUGCUCAUAAACGGUUGGUCGAUGUCUUCCUGUCACAAAAUUCCACAAUAGCAUAGUUAGCUAGCUAAUGUUAGCUUUGGACGUUAGCUAGCUACCUAUCUAGCUAAACCAUUGGCUAUUUUGUCAACAGUGGUUUAACUUGUCCGUUACUCCUCACCGAAUAAAUAAUACAUUUUCAUCGUAGCAAUAAUGACCAUAAAACGUUAGCUAACUGUUAAUGUUUUACCUUGUGUCAGGCUGGCAAAUCAAAGUUUACUAAUAUUAGUAACAUUCAUUGUAGUUAACUAAGUUGUUGGCUAUUAUUGGGCUACCAGCAUAAUCAUCAGUCAAUCAGUAACGCUAACUAAGUUAACUAGUUAUCGGUGUAACGUUAGCUAGCGAAGUUAAUUUUAUCAACGCCAUAACUAGCUAGCUACAGUAGCUAGUUAGAUACUCGUAAAUUAGCUAACUGGUCUGUAACUUGUAAACUAGUUAUGUUGCUGUUCUGGUUAUUCCUGUCAAUGAAUAAAAACGGUUCUGGAACCGCCAUUACCACGAGUGGGCUAUUGUAGAUAUCUCUGCUUGUUUUACUGUCAGUGUAUAUUUCAACAUAACCUUAACGUUAAUGCGCCUAAUAUAAUGUGGGAUUCGUGAAAUUCAGCAGUAGCUAAAUUAUAGAUGCAUGGGGGUCAAUUCCUAGCUAUAUAUGUAGCUAACUAGGUACCUUUUAUUAUUGUUUUUUUAUUCAACCAGGAAAAACCCAUUGAGACACAGCCUCUCUUUUGCAAGGGAGACCUGGCCAAGAAAGCAGCAGCUGUCAAUAAACAUUACACCAUGUUAAACAUACAAUACAAACAGCACAACAUGUCACCUAGCUAGCUGCUUGAAUUCGUAUAAAGCCAUAUAGACCUCAAGACUGGCUUGUCAAAGUAGCUAACAACAUUGUUAGGUAGACAAUGCACUAUAUGUAUAGAAUUUUCCCCCUAUACAUCAUUCAUUGUGCUAUAAUGUUAAUUAUUUUAUUUUACAGGAGCUACAUGACUUGCAAAGGGACCCUCCUGCUCAAUGCUCAGCCGGACCAGUUGGAGAGGACUGUACGUUUCACUACAGCUUUUGUGGCCAUCUCAAAUAAACUAAAAUUAAUGCAGAAAUAAAAUGAUGGAAAUGAAGGGGUAUUGACCUCAGUCAAUUAAUUCCUUUUGGCGCCAUUUGCAUUUUAUUGUCAAUAAUUAUAUGAUUUUAUCUGUCUCAUCUUUCUUUUACAGUGUUUCAUUGGCAAGCCACAAUCAUGGGACCUGUAAGCCCUUUUCUAAAUUCUCAUCAUUGUUUCUAAGUCUUUAGUAGACAAUAGUGUCAAUAUUGUGUUGAUUGCUGAUGGAAGCCAUUUAUUCUGCAUUGAUCCCAUUGUUAUAAGAUCAACCUUUUUGCACCACCGAAGGAACGAGUGUUAGUCUGCUUGUCUUACUAUAUAGCCUACUAUAACUGAGUUGCUUGUAUGAUAUGCUUGGAUAUGUGUCACCUCCAGUAAACCCCCAUCACACUUCUGUUACUGUAAACAAUGACCAGUAAAGGGAGGCUGACUGUGGGCUUUAACAUAUACGUAUAUGGAGUAUUGUGUGCUACUUUACGGUUCACAGUACUGUUUUAACAAUGAACCUUUCACCCCUCUUUUAGACUGACAGCCCAUAUCAGGGAGGAGUGUUCUUCCUCACCAUCCACUUCCCAACAGACUAUCCCUUCAAACCACCAAAGGUUAGAAACACCUCACAGCUCCUGUUAUUACACAAUAUCCCCUUGGGUGUAGAGUACCCUAAACCACAUGCAGUAUAUAUGCCUGACUUUUUUUGGGUUUUUUUUCUCUGCAUGUAUUUUCUUUCCAUAGGUAGCCUUCACAACGAAAAUCUAUCACCCAAACAUAAACAGUAAUGGUAGCAUCUGUCUGGACAUUCUGAGGUCACAGUGGUCCCCAGCACUUACAGUUUCGAAAGGUAAGACAAACUGGCUUACAUUCGCGGUUUGUAAACCAACUUGUUUUUUGUGUGUCUUUUGUACCCUCAUGAAAGUUAGUUGCAAAAUGCAUCUGACAUUUUUUCCUGAUUUGUUCUCCAACUGUUAAGCUUGACAAUGUCGACAAUUACAAUAUUAUUGCUGGUGUAAUUGCAAAAAUAAACUCAUCCUAGUUAUCCCUGCCUUUUUGUUCUUCCAGUUUUAUUGUCCAUAUGCUCUUUGCUAUGUGACCCAAACCCAGAUGACCCCCUAGUCCCAGACAUAGCACACAUCUACAAGCAGGACAAAGAAAAGUAAGUUGACACACACACACACCAUUCUUCUUUUAGCAGGAAAAAUAUAUGAACGUGACAUUUAUUUCGUGUGUAAAGCUUGUAGUCAAUUAUAGAAUAAACAUCUCUUCUGAAAGUAGACACUCCUACAAGAUACUGUAUCUACUUUAUAAUGAUAUGGCUGCUUAAAAAAUACUGGCUGAAUGUAAGAUUUGGCUGUAGAUUGCUCAAAUCUUUGUUAAACCUGGUUUACAUUUUAUUUUGUUUUUACAGGUACAACAGAUUAGCAAGAGAUUGGACUCAAAAGUAUGCAAUGUAAAGGACUGAAGUUUGAGACAACGGAAAAGGCUUAAGCAAAUUAACUUCCUGGACACUUCUGAAAACAGUACUGUUGCCACCCCUCAUCCACACUGGUUCAAGAAGAAGUGUUGUAUAUGGGAAGCACUUUCUAUGCCCAAAUUAACUGGUUUUAUGCUUUGAAGUCAUUAUUUUCCUUUUGUUUGACAUUCCCAAUGUUAUAUAACUUAUUAUUCAGUUAUUGCUGAGAUGGCCCAUAAAAAAAACAGACCAAUUAUGAAUCCAUCCCCCCCUCCAUCUUAUAGGUAGAAAAUGUUUUCUCCUUUUAGAGAUUUUUAUUGUAUAGUAUAAAGCUAUACUGAAUCUAUUUUUAUUAUUUUCCAUUAAAAAGUUAAACCAAAAAAUAGAUCCUG
Messenger RNA from Coregonus sp. 'balchen', 3208 nucleotides. The record is from the annotation of a GenBank genome assembly. Lineage: Eukaryota; Metazoa; Chordata; Actinopteri; Salmoniformes; Salmonidae.